AUGUUCCGUCCUCUUAGCGCCCGACUGGCGCGGACCAUUCGUCCCAUCGCGAGACACACCCAGGUCCGCGGCAAAUCCUCUCAGUCUUCCGCCUCUGCAGCUCAAGCUAGCAUUGCAGCCACUAGCCCCAAGCAGCAGCAACAGUCUAGAUCCAUCAGCGGCAGCCCCAACGUCAGAGAGAAGCCUCACCCGGGCCAGUAUUCGAGAACCGACCCCGAUGUCACUGUCGAGUACCCUGAAGACGACCAGCUGCCUAGCAGUCAGCCGGUCCGCGGCCACGGUGGUGGCAUUGGCAAGCCCACGCUUGCUUCCUUCUCUCUCGAUGGCCACACCGGCGUCGUCACCGGCGGUGCGCGCGGCCUUGGCUUGGUCAUGGGCCAAGGCAUGGUCUACUCCGGCAGCGACCUUGCCAUCGUCGACUUGAACAAGGAGGAGGCUGAGCUCCAAGCCAAGAACCUGCUUGAGGCAUUCAAGAGAGAAAACCCAGAGGCCAAGAGAGUUCCCAAGGUGACUGCGCACCACGCAGACGUCUCAGACCCCGCCUCUGUCGACGCCUGCAUUGCUGAGAUCCUCGCCGCUCACGGCAAGAUUGACAACCUCGUCACGUCGGCCGGCUUCACCGAGAACUUCGACGCCAUCAACUACCCCAUUGAGCGCAUGCGUAAGCUCUGGGGCGUCAACGUCGACGGCACAUACCUCUUCGCUAUCGGAGUCGCCAAGCAUCUCAUGGAGCGCAAGUCUCCCGGAAGCAUGGUCUUCAUCGGCAGCAUGUCUGGCUCCAUUGUCAACAUUCCCCAGCCUCAGGCACCUUACAACGCCGCAAAGGCUGGUGUCCGUCACUUGGCUGCCUCUUUGGCUGUCGAGUGGGCUGGUGCGGGCAUUCGUGUCAACUGUAUCUCUCCCGGCUACAUGCUCACAGCUCUAACCGAGAAGAUCCUUGACGACAACCCAGACCUCAAGCAGAAGUGGACUUCUCUGAUUCCUCAGGGCAAGAUGGGUCAGCCCAAGGACCUUAUGGGACCCGUCACUUUCUUGCUGUCUGAUGCCUCUCUCUACGUCACGGGUGCGGACCUCCGCGUUGAUGGCGGUUACACCGUCACAUAA
This is a messenger RNA of Colletotrichum costaricense, 1104 nucleotides long. RefSeq names its product short chain dehydrogenase. The transcript is spliced from 5 exons. The coding region runs from base 1 to 1104 and encodes 367 amino acids. Lineage: Eukaryota; Fungi; Ascomycota; Sordariomycetes; Glomerellales; Glomerellaceae. Gene Ontology annotation, cellular component: intracellular anatomical structure. Gene Ontology annotation, molecular function: oxidoreductase activity, acting on NAD(P)H, oxygen as acceptor. The record is from RefSeq and is a predicted model, not a curated record.